Bacillus rossius redtenbacheri is the source of this 4609-nucleotide messenger RNA. It is a transcript of the gene G9a, whose product is annotated as histone-lysine N-methyltransferase EHMT2. The transcript has 16 exons. Gene Ontology annotation, cellular component: chromatin; nucleus. Gene Ontology annotation, molecular function: histone H3K9 methyltransferase activity; p53 binding; zinc ion binding. Gene Ontology annotation, biological process: negative regulation of transcription by RNA polymerase II; peptidyl-lysine dimethylation. The record is from RefSeq and is a predicted model, not a curated record. The coding region runs from base 502 to 4440 and encodes 1312 amino acids. NCBI's taxonomy places the organism in Eukaryota, Metazoa, Arthropoda, Insecta, Phasmatodea, Bacillidae.
AUAUUUGACUCCAGCUUAAGAGUUAAAAUUAAUCUGUCAGCGCGAACAAUUCUGUUUAUGUUAUUGUUUUUUUACGCUUGGACAGGUUAAUAUUUCGCCAUUUACAGUUGUAAUUUUUGAGAUAUAUCCAUAUUGUAUUAAGUUAAUACACAUGUUUGGCUUUAAAUACAGCAUAUUGUAUACUUAUUAUUAGAUUUUAGGAACUGUAAAUAUGCAGCCAGUGAAAGCAUCUGUACUUACCAAUGGAUUGGUACAUUGAAUGACAAGACGUAAAACGUUUUCUUUUUCUUGCAUGUUUGAACUGUCUAAAAGUGCAUAUAGUUUUUGAAUAAUGGGAAAUAUAUAAAACAUGAAGGGACAGCAUAUUAUAUGGUAAAAAUCCUAUGAGCGUGGGCGUGGAUUCAGUGCAAGGUACCCGACGCAUACAGCCAACAGCACAUGCAGGUGAAUCAUUUUCUGUGGACAUUAAUAUUAUAUACAGUAUAAUUUGUUGCGUUGAAGAUGACUGAAAACGCAAGUAGUAAAUUAGAAUGUAAUGAAAGUAUUUCCAAGCCACUGGAAGAUCAUGAUGUUAAUGAUCAUCGUGUUUUUAUUGAGACAAUUUUAGUAGAGAUGAAAAGUGAGUUCAAUCGCAAUCUGGGAAUGGAAGAAAAAGAGUUACCAGAAGUUGGAAAUAAAUGUAGUGCAUUAAAAUGUGAAAAAGAAAGUGUGAAAAAUGAGGUAUCUGAGGUCAAAUCUGAAAGGAAAGCCAAACUUGAAAAGAAAUCUAAAGAAUCUCAGGAGAAUGAAUGUGAAGUGCAUGAAGCUACGCUAAAGGAAAAUGCUGUUAUGAGUGAAGAUAACAAAGAAAAAAUUGAAAUUCCUAGUAUUUGUAUAGAAACUAAGUUGGAAGCAGAAGACAUUGAAAAGUUAGAAACUUCCAAAAAUUCUCUGGAAAAUGAAAAAUCUCGUGAAAUACAAAAUUCAGAAGAAGUGAUGAAAAUUCCAUCACGUAAAAAAGGAAAAACUAAAGAUGUUGAACCUACCAGUACUAAAUUACCAUCUGCAAGACCAAACGAAAAUGGUGACGAUGCUUUACCGGUUCAAAAAGUAACACCAAAAGGCAAGCGCUCAUUACGGAGUCAGACACUUGUUAAGACACCACCAAGCACAGAAGAACCUUUGGGAGUGAAACGUUCUGCUCGCCGCCGAUCCAAAGAUUGUCCACGUGAGUCUGUUUUGCAAAGUGCCAUUGCACGCAAAGAAAAGUCAUUCAGCAACUUCAGUCACUCUGAAGAGAAAUCAGUAUCUAGAAAUUUUAGGUCUAGAUUAAAUCGUUCUCCACGAAUUAAUUCUGGUGAACGUGUUCAGCCUCCAAAUCGAGGCUCUGGAACAUCACAUACAAAGUCCUCAUUAGAAAGCGUGCCAAAGUCUUCCACAUCCAAAACAUCCAAAGUUCCAAUCCUGAACUCUGCAGAUGGAGGCAAAGCUAAUCCUGAGCCUGAUGUGGUAGAUCAAAGUGAAACUCAAGUUGAAAUUCUUAGCUUGGUCAAGUCCACAGACAUUUCCGUGAAGAACAAUUCAGAUUCCUGCUCUAAAUCUCCACUUCAGGUUGUCGCAGCUGCUGGUCAGAGCUACACUAAAACUGGGAAGCGACGUUACAAGCCUUAUAGAGGUUUGCGAUACUCCUUCACAACGGGUCCCGUGAAGAAGACCAAGCUCACAAAGCGACAGUUAAAGAAUGGUGUGGAUAAUGUGGACGGUCCAAGCUCGGUGAGGAGUGGGUUGGAGACCACGACUGCUCUUCCUGAGAAACUGGAAGACGGGGAGCAGUCAGCGGCCGAUUGCUGUCCGGUCGGACAGGAAGUGGUUCUGACUGUGGGUGCAGGCCAGAAGGUGCUGCAGACGGAUGAACGAGACAGCGUCAAGGAGGUGAUUGUGGAGAGGACAAAUACGUGUAAGGCAGCUCCUCUGAAAAGAACUGCCCUGUCUGGAGACUCUGCAAGCGUGGAUAGCAAGCUCAUGCGACUGAACCUCUCACCGUCGCCAAUCCCAGCCGAUGUUCCCCAGCCAGAGGUCGAACCAGACGCUGGCAACAUUCCUUCAGGCGCGAGGACUGCGGCCCUCUGCCUGUGCCAGGCAGAGUCGAGAGUGUACGUCACGGUGGAGGAGUCGGACUCAGAUCUGUACUGCCAGGCCGUAGACAGCGUGGAUGGCCACAGCAUCGGCUGCUACAAUGCCAUCCGGAUGGGGGAAGCGUGCAUGCUGCGCGCCAGCACGGCGCUGCAGUACCAGCUGCUGUGCGCGGUGCACAGGCAGAGGUUGCUGCGGCAUGGCUGCUGUGCCGGCUGUGGCAUGUUCUGUACUCAGGGGAGGUUUGUGAUGUGCUCCUCCCAGCACUUGUACCACCGCAGCUGCAGUCGAAUGAUCGACCAAGUGGCUGUUUGCCCCCACUGUGGGGUGGAGACCCCCGCUGUGACAGACUUCCUCGUGACCAUGCAGGCUGCCAAGAACCCUGUCUUCCUGCCCCAGCAGAAGUCAGCCGUCAAGUAUCCACAUGCAAAGAUAUCGUUUGGAGGCAGCUUCCCGGUGAAGUUGGCACCAGAUCCCGACAGGUGGAAUCCGAUACCUCCCCCGCUGGUGCCCGCGGACCUGCUGAGCAUCCCGGCCCGGACCGAGAUGCCUUUGGCCCUCGACAGGGACAAGUUAGAUCACUUACUGAGUGUUUCGUCCAGCAUGCUCGAACCUGGCAUGAACCCUGCACUGUCUCAGAGGUAUAAUGUCAAGAGUCUUUAUCAGGCUGCAAAAACUGGAAAUGCAGAAAAACUAAUAAAUAUUUUGGGGGCAGGCGUGAACCCCAACCACGUGUUCCGGGAGUGUGCGACGGGCACCGCGCUGCACCUGGCGUGCUGUGGGGGCCACCUGGGCGCGGCGCACGUGCUGGUACAGGCGGGAGCGCAGUUGGACCUGCUGGACCAGGACCAGAACACUGCGCUCAUGCUGGCCGUGCUGGAGGGCCGGCUGCCCGUCGUCAGGUACCUGCUCAAGGCCGGAGCCUCCGUCCUGCACAAGGGUGCAGAUGGAAUGACAGCACUGCAUCUCGCCGCGAAGGGCGGUCACUUGGAGGAGUGCAAGCUCUUGCUGAUGGUGUCCAACCUCCCUCGAGGCUACGUCAACUCGCUGGACGAAGGGCGCUGGACUCCGCUUGUUUGGGCGGCCGAGCACAGCCAUGAGGACAUUGUUAGGUUCCUGCUAGAGAAGCGAGCUGACCCGCUCAUUCGGGAUGCAGAGCAGAACAUUGCUCUUCACUGGUCUGCCUUCUCAGGAAGUGUGGACAUAACAGAAAUGCUGCUGAACCAUGGGGCAGAUGUGAAUGUUGUUAAUGCACACGGCGACACGCCUCUGCAUAUCGGCGCCCGGCAGAACAUGUACGACUGCGUGGUACUGCUGCUGGCGCGGGGGGCGAGAACGGACAUCAGGAACAAGACUGGCAAGACGGCGCUGGACUGCUGCUUCUCCCCGGCCGAGGACACCCACAAGGCCAUCAGCCUCAACGUAAUGCUGCAGAGCAUCGUGCGCACCUACAGCAAGCAAGUCACGCGUGUGCUCUGCAAUGACAUCUCGGGUGGCAAGGAGAUGAACCCCAUCCAGUGCGUGAACUGGGAGGAUGACGCACUCAGGCCAACCGACUUCCUGUACGUGAAAGAGAACUGCUUCACAUCGAGCAUCGAUGUGGACCGCACCAUCACGUCCCUGCACUCGUGCCUGUGCGUCGACAGCUGCACCUCGGAGCUAUGCAUGUGUGCGCGGUUCAGCAUGGGCGUGUGGUAUGACGACGACUCGCGCCUCCUGCCCGGCUUUAACUAUGCAGAUCCACCAAUGCUGUUUGAGUGUAAUCAGAGAUGUUCAUGCAACCAAAUCCUCUGCAAGAACAGGGUGAUGCAGAAUGGCAUGACUGUGCGGUUGCAGUUGUUCCGCACACCACAUAAGGGCUGGGGCGUGCGGACACUCAGGCCAAUACCUAAAGGCUCCUAUGUGUGCGAGUAUGUUGGAGAAAUUAUAUCAGACUCUGAAGCUGAUCAUAGGGAAGAUGAUUCAUAUCUGUUUGAUCUUGAAAAUAAGGAUGGCGAGACAUACUGCAUUGAUGCUCGCGACUAUGGCAACAUAACACGUUUCAUCAACCACAUGUGCCUGCCAAAUUUGACGUCGGUGCGUGUCUUUGUGGAGCACCAGGAUUUGCACUUCCCGCGAAUCGCCCUGUUUGCCAACCGUGACAUUGAGGCUAACGAAGAGCUGGGGUAUGACUAUGGAGAGAAGUUCUGGAUUAUAAAAUGCAAAUCAUUUACUUGUAUGUGUGGCGAUGAAAGCUGUCGCUACUCUGAGGCGACAAUCCAGCAGACACUUGACGACUACAAGAGACGUGUCCAUGAGACCGAAACACCAGCAGAGACUAUCUCGUGAAUACAUCUAUGGUGUUGUGUUUAGUUUUUGAUUGGUUUAAACUCACUUGUCUCCCACCAAUCCAUUCAGUCAGUGCUCCAUUCUCAUCUCAUCAUGUUCCAUAAUCUCUAAUGACCUUGAUGUCUAUGUCAUUCUUUCAUUGGUUUCUCAUUAAAUGAUUAAAAAUAUA